This is a messenger RNA of Lacerta agilis (Sand lizard), 2301 nucleotides long. RefSeq names its product APC down-regulated 1 like (gene APCDD1L). The record is from RefSeq and is a predicted model, not a curated record. Bases 413 to 1954 code for a protein of 513 amino acids. Gene Ontology annotation, molecular function: Wnt-protein binding. Gene Ontology annotation, biological process: negative regulation of Wnt signaling pathway. Lineage: Eukaryota; Metazoa; Chordata; Lepidosauria; Squamata; Lacertidae. The transcript is spliced from 4 exons. Gene Ontology annotation, cellular component: plasma membrane.
UUCUGGCCGGCGAACCUGGGAUCUGCCGAACUGCCUUAAAACUAUCGGCAGUCAGGCGCUGUGGCUCCGAAGAAGUGAACGCGCCGUGCGCUGCGGGAGCAGCAAGAGGAGAGACGAGCGCGGCGUGUUUCUCUCUCGAUCUCUCUCGAUCUCUGAAGCAGCCACCGCCGCCAAACCCAGCCCGUCGGGGCCUCCUUUGCCCGUGGGCUGCUGCCUCUCCCCGCCUGCCCGAGACUUUCGCUUCUCAGCAGCACAUGGAUCCCCGGGGAUUCCCCGGCACAGGCGGUGCGCGCUGAGCCAAACAGCACCGGAGUUGCCUCCUCUCCGUGCGCGCUUUGGUUUUUUCCUCCCCGGCUGUUUCCCGGGGACAGGUUGUUGCAAAGGCACCGCCGCGUGGGGCUUGGACCUGGCCAUGCUCGGCUCCUGGUGGCUCGUGGGGCUCUUCGUAGCUUACACAUCUGGGAAGAAGCUGUGGGAUGUCCCCACAUCUCACACAGACCAGCUCGGUCCAGGAAAACUGCGGUGGGAGCCACAAUGCCAGCAUCAAUUGCGCCACCUCCAGGAUGGUGCUAGAAUUUCAGCUGUCCUGCCUCCCAGGCUGGAAGGCCACUGGAUUUCAACAGGGUGUGAGGUACGUCCAGGACCUGAAUUUCUCACCCGGUCCUAUAUGUUCUACGCCAACCGCCUCUUCAAAGCCUAUCAGUUCUACUACCGGGACCCUUCCUGCCGGGACCCCUCUUACUCCCUGGUCAUCAAAGGGAAAGUCAGGCUCCGCCAAGCCUCCUGGAUCACCAGGGGAGCCACGGAAGCAGAUUACCACCUCCACAAAGUUGGCAUUGUCUUCCACAGCCAGAGGGCCAUGCGGGAAACAGUGGAGCGCAUCAACCAGACUUCAGGAGAGCACUGUAGCGGGUUCUCGCUGGCUGGGCGGACUUGGGCUCCCGGUGCCCUCUAUGAGCUCCUGAGUGCCAAAGCAGAGCGGGAUUGCACCGCGGGCCUUGGCUUUGCCAUGCACGAACUCAGCCUUGUACGUGUGGAGAAGUACCACCAGCCCUUGUUCCUUCAGCAGAGCCAAGGGAGCAGGGAGGUGGAGGAGCUGUAUCUGGGGGACAUCCACACCGAGUGGUCGGAGAGGCUCCAUUAUCGGCCAACAGGAUACCAGCGCCCCCUGCAGAAUGCGAUGCAUCACAUCCAGCCGUGCCCUGCCUGCGGGAUUAUAUACCGAGCUGACGAACACCACCCGCCAGUAUUACCCCUCAAGCCGGACCUUCCCAUGAUGCUCAGCGGCCGCUGGGUCAGCACUCGCUGUGAGGUCCGCCCGGCCGUACUUUUCCUCACGAGGUACUUCAUCUUCCACGCCAACAACCGCAGCUGGGAAGGCUACUACCACCACUACUCCGACCCUCUUUGCAAGCAGCCGACGUUCACCGUCUACGCUCUUGGCCACUAUACCCAGGGAGCGGCGUCCCUCAUUGUGCGAGGAGGUACCGAGCUCGUCUUCAAGGUGACCAGUGCCCGGGUGACGCCGAUGGAUCCCGUAACUGUGGCGAUGCUGAACUCCUCCAGCUUCGGGAGCUGCGGAGAAGCCGGUGCCUGGAGUGUCGGGCAAGAGCUGGACGUGACUCACACGAAUGGAUGCGCUGCACUGGGGAUACGACUGCCCCACACCGAGUAUGAACUCUUCCGAGUUGAGCAGGAUGCCAAGGACCACAGCUUGCUCUUCAUCGGGGAGAGGCCGACCGAUGGGUCAAGCCCCAACACACCCAGCAAGCGGCCAACGUCCUACCAGGCCCCUCUCGUCCAGUGCGGGGGCCCCUCAGGAGCCCUAGCGAGGCACGUCAAGCCAAGUUUCCUGGGAAGAAUAGGCGAGGACAGUAGCAGUGGGGCACUGAAGACACUGUCUUGGGCAUCCCUGCUAGCAUCUCUAGCUCUGCUUCUGGUCCGGUGGGACUAGAAGCCCAGAUGUUUUGGCCACUGAGCUGCUGCAUGGAAUCCAGACAGCCUUAGCAUUCAGACUUACGUGUAUGCACAACAAAAUGAGCACACUGGGGAACCUGUUUCAUUUUCUACCUUGCCAAUACGCACUCUUAUUUUUUCUUAAUGAUAGGUGAAGCCUGUUGGAUGUGCUUUCCCCUCUCAUACAUGCCUAAGUACGGACACGGGCAUCUGAAUUGAGCUGCUUGGUCUCUGAUGUAGAGGGCCCCCUUCGGCUUCUGAUCAGGUGGCUUAAAUUGUACCCAACGCACCAGAACAGCCUGUUUCAAUGAGUGUAGGAUAGACCUGCACCCCCUUCUCCCCACC